AAGGUUAAAAAUUAUGUUAGAUUUUAGAAAUGUAUAUAUAACUAUAUUAUCUCAAAGCCUUGGAUUUUUAACUGACAAGGAAUACUUCUUGGUGUAUAAAUUAUUGUAUGCCAUAUACUCAAUCAAGUUAAAAUCUUUAUUAUUGCAACUUCAGUUUCAGCUCCACAUUUGGAUGAAAUACUGCACCCACAAGAUCGUGUUUUACGUGGAAGAAGAAGACAAGCACGAUCCGUUUUUGAUGGUUUUCGGGAUUUUCAAGCAGAAGCACGUCAACAGGAGGAAAUGAUGCGGCCGGGUAACAGUUCCUCCUUUAAGAAGAGAACGCUGGAGGACCUAUUCAGACCCCCCAUUGAUAUCACAUUCAAAGGGUCGUUCUCUGCCGCUCGGGAAGCUGGACAAACUUUAAACAAAUACGUGAUGGUGAAUGUACAGAAUGUUAAGGAGUUUGUAUGCCAGGCCCUCAAUCGUGAUGUCUGGAGUCACGAAAGGGUCAAAGCCAUCCUCAAAGACCACUUUGUGUUCUGGCAGGUGUAUCAUGACAGUGAAGAAGGCGUGAAAUUUAAACAGUUUUACAAAGUUGAAGAGUACCCGUAUGUUGCGAUUAUUGACCCCAGAACAGGAGAAAAUAUUGUGACAUGGAACAAAGGUCUUGAUUCUUUAAUAUUCUGUGAUCUAGUUACACAUUUUCUGGCGGAACAUCCAUAUUCAGAUGAUUCAUUCAGCUCAUCGCCACCACCUGCCAAGAGGAUCAAGCGGGAAGCCAGUGUUGUGGACUUAAGUGAAGAUGACCAGAUAGAGGCAGCCAUUAAAGCCUCACUUCAAGAACCCAGUAAGACCGUUACCUACAUUUCUGAUAGUGAUGAUGACAGUGAAGAUGAUGACAACAUUGAAACGUUUUCAGACACAGAGGACGAUUCUCAGUCUUCUCCUGUGAAGAACAAUAUAAUGUCUAAAACGGACACUCAGUGUGAAAGGGAUAAAAACAAUGAUGAAGCCCCUUGUUCAUCUAAAAUGAAAACGUUAGGAAGUGAAAAAGAAUGUAAUAAUUGUGAAACAAACAAUAUGGAAAAUGGUGUUACACACUCUAGUUCAAUUUUAAGUGAUGAUAGUUAUAAAAACUACCUCGGAAAGGAAACAGAUCCUCAAUACUCCAUCAUGAUCAGAUUUCCAGAUGGCAAAAGGCAGCAACUGUCCAUGUCUUCUAAAUCAAAACUUAUGGCACUUGUAAAGUUCGUAGCAGAACAAGGCUACUCUAACGAACGUUUUGAAUUGCUCACAAACUUUCCCAGGAAAAAGCUGUCCUACAUGGACUUUGAUCUCACCAUUCAGGAAGCUGGACUUAAUCCUCAGGAAUCGGUUUUUGUUCAGGCCAGGUGAAAACAAAAUGGAUGCAACAAUACAGAGAAAUAAUUCAGGAAAUAACUGACCGUGAACGGUCUUGCUGGGGUAAUGUGUAUUCCAGAGUAAGGUAAUUCGUUUCUGAUAUUCAGGGAAUUCUUAGUCACACAUGAUUGGAACUUAGUUUUUUUUUCGAGGAAAGUGGUUUAAAUGUGAGAAAAGUCAAUUUUUCUUGAUAGUGUCCGAAUUUGCGACUUUACAGUCACAUUUACAUGUAUGUGGCUGGUGUAUGUCGUUGAAAAUUGUAACCAUUCACCAAAACGUCGAGGAUUAAUGAAUUAAACUACAACACAAAAACGACUAUGAUCGUAAGUGAUGGUUUGUAUGUGUACAUGUAAUAAAAGUGAACCGCUUAAGACUGAACGAGAGAAAUAUUCCAAGUUUUGCUCAACAAACCACUACAACCUCAGGAUGUUACAGUUUUUGAAGGUCUAGUGUAUCAUAUCACGUCUGUUAAUUCCUCUAUUUUUGCAAUACUUGCAUAUGAUACAGAUAUCUCCAAGUUUGCUGUCGAAGU
Messenger RNA from Saccostrea cuccullata (small rock oyster), 1915 nucleotides. RefSeq names its product UBX domain-containing protein 7-like. Gene Ontology annotation, molecular function: ubiquitin binding. The transcript is spliced from 10 exons. Lineage: Eukaryota; Metazoa; Mollusca; Bivalvia; Ostreida; Ostreidae. The record is from RefSeq and is a predicted model, not a curated record. Gene Ontology annotation, cellular component: nucleus. Bases 283 to 1377 code for a protein of 364 amino acids. Gene Ontology annotation, biological process: proteasome-mediated ubiquitin-dependent protein catabolic process.